Oryza brachyantha (malo sina) is the source of this 666-nucleotide messenger RNA. RefSeq lists its product as uncharacterized. Lineage: Eukaryota; Viridiplantae; Streptophyta; Magnoliopsida; Poales; Poaceae. The transcript has 2 exons. The coding region runs from base 198 to 455 and encodes 85 amino acids. The record is from RefSeq and is a predicted model, not a curated record.
GUCAGAAAAGCAACGCCAAGACAUGUGAACCAAUGCGUGAAAUUUAGAGCACACAAAGAAGAACAAUUCCAAUCAUUAAUUAAUUUAUCUCUCCUGAUGAUACACUGUUUUUUUUUUGUGAGCAUAUAUAUGCAGAGUUCGAUGCGUAUUAACGUACACGCACGUACUUACACAGAGCAAUCUCGCCGUGCCGGAAUAUGCAGAGGCAGCUGAGCAUCUCGGCGAUGCCGAGGCUGUACCCGGAGCCGGAGGAGGAGGACGGCGACGAUCUGGAGGCGAAGCCGGAGAAGGCGCCGGCCGCCCGGCCGUCGGCGAAGGAGCGCUCCGUUCACCUCGUACCGCUGCUCGUCGUCCUCUGCUUCGUCCUCCUCUUCCUCUUCUCCCAUGACCCCUCUGCUUCCGAUAUGUCCAGUUUUGGAGACAAGGCUGGGAAUCGGAAGCACAGGCUGUUUUAGUGUGAAUUGUCAUUUUGUCUGCAAGAACUCCGGGUGAUAUAUGCCAUAAACGAUAAAUUGAUCCUUUUGUAAGUGUGUAUUUUGAUCUCAAAUCUGAAGUAUAAACACAAUGUUGUAUACUUGUAUGGACCUUUCUGCAGCCAUAAAUAACUUGCAAAGUACUAUAUUGCUAAUGGAACCGUUUGACCUUUAUUAUCCAAUGAUAUUUUUG